UAAAAAUUGCACGAAUGUACUCAGAUAAUUUUAUUCGCAACGAUUUUAAGCUUUUAUUUUGAAGAACACACCAUGUUUCCUCCAAAAUCAACCAUAUCGUGGGGUGGAAGAUCUAAAUUUUGUUGGUUCAUUAUUGCUGUCAUGGCUGCGAAUUGCGAAGGUGCAAAAGACAAGAAAAGGGCGCAAGAGGUUUUAGAAAUUCAAGCCCACGAUUCACACCAUCUAAAGGAACAUCUGAUGGAACAAAUGGGAAUGGAUGAAGAAGCAGCAAUCAAAUACCUGAAUGAAACCAAGGGAGAGGUUCAGUUCUUCUUGAUGCAUGACUAUGAUAAUAACAGCAAGUUGGAUGGUCUUGAGUUGUUUCAAGGUCUCUCGCAUCAUGACCAUUCCCAGGACGAGAAAGAUGAUCACGAGUCAAGCAAAAUUGCGGAGGACGAAAUGGCAACUUUCGUCGACACAAUCUUAGAAGACCAGGACCGCAAUGACGAUGGGUAUAUCGACUACCCCGAGUUUGUGCACUCUUUCCGUCCAACUUCAGGGCACAGUGGAGGUUCAUAACACAAUGAUGAAAAUCAGAGAUGGAAACGCGAAGGACUUAAAAAUACGCAUUUUUUUUUAGGUUUUUUUGCCAGCCAGUGUAGAAAAUGUAAGGUUAUGUUAUUUAAGACUGCGCGCUUUAAGAUUAAGUUUCGCGAAACCAAAGCUAAUCAGAGCAAAGGUGAGUUUAACGAGGAAUCAAUCUGAACAUACGUGAAUACUUGUAAAUAUCUUCAAGUGCGGGAAAAUUCAAGUGACAGAGUUCUGAUUGGUCGAGAUGGUGACGCGAGUGUUUAUAAAGCAAGACCAAUGCGAUUAUAGAUUUCGGACACUCAACUGAAAACUGCAUCAUCUGAAACUCAGGCAGAAAACGAGAACUCGCACGUAGCCUUAAACUGGAAUCGGGUGAUACACAGUGGGUCUAAAUAAUAUGUACUACUUAUUGACUGUGUUGGUCGGGCCGGACGGAGAAGUUUUUGGCUCGUGGUCAUGAUGCACUCGGUCCGCGCGUCUUAAACGAGAACCAAAUAUUUUCCAUGUCGGCCCGCCCAAGCUUAGUCAAAAAGCAUUUUAUCAUAUGACCACUCUGUUAAAAAAUUCGAAGUUUUCAUCUAAACCGAAAUAGGGCGCAAUAGAUGGGCUCACCUAUUCUAUAGCUAACAGGACUUAGGAGAGCAUUUUAACCGACACUUCUGCACAUGACUAAAGGAAAAAUU
This is a messenger RNA of Pocillopora verrucosa, 1253 nucleotides long. Its product is annotated as multiple coagulation factor deficiency protein 2 homolog. Gene Ontology annotation, molecular function: calcium ion binding. The record is from RefSeq and is a predicted model, not a curated record. Lineage: Eukaryota; Metazoa; Cnidaria; Anthozoa; Scleractinia; Pocilloporidae.